Messenger RNA from Staurois parvus, 283 nucleotides. NCBI's taxonomy places the organism in Eukaryota, Metazoa, Chordata, Amphibia, Anura, Ranidae. The record is from the annotation of a GenBank genome assembly.
GCAGGGGCGGACUGACCAUUUGGAAACUCGGGCACUGCCCGAGGGCCCGGGGUCAGUAGGGGGCCCCAUGAGAUGCCCAUGGUACCUUUUUCAUAGGCUUUUUUGAGUUCGGGCAAGGAAACAGGGACCCUAUGAUCCCCUAUUGCCCGGGGGCCCCAUGAGUUGUCAGUCCACCCCUGGUGUGUGGCCAGCUUUACAUGCUGGGGAAUUUACUGGCUUUAGGAAAAACGCUAAAAGCCAAAAACAGCAGCUGGGAAGGAGUAGUAUGGCAAAGUCACUGUGC